Molecule: messenger RNA, 3914 nt
Organism: Labeo rohita (rohu)
Lineage: Eukaryota; Metazoa; Chordata; Actinopteri; Cypriniformes; Cyprinidae
Gene: efna1a
Product: ephrin-A1a
Exons: 5
Coding region: 190-864 (224 amino acids)
Biological process (GO): axon guidance; ephrin receptor signaling pathway
Cellular component (GO): plasma membrane
Molecular function (GO): ephrin receptor binding
Source: RefSeq, a predicted model, not a curated record
CUGACCAGAAAGAUAACAGACACGGAUCUCUUGAUUUAUUGUCAAUCUUUGUAGCGCUUAGUACUAAAAGCAUAUUACCAACUCAGAAAAGCUUAGAGCUACACGGCUGUACAGAAACAGGGAUUUAGAAGAAACUUUACCUAUAGCUGGUUAAUUUCUUCAUUUGGAUUGAAUCACAGAGACUCUAUAAUGGACCUGGUGUGGCUUUUACACAUCGCAGCGAGUAUCUGCGCUUUGCUCGCCUCUGCAGAGAGACACACUGUUUUCUGGAAUAGUACCAACCCUAAGUUCAGAAGGAACAACUAUGCGGUUGAGGUACGCCUGAACGACUACUUGGACAUCGUUUGCCCUCACUACCCGCUGGGCGAAGUGCCAUCACAGGACGCCGAGCGCUACGUGCUCUACAUGGUGGAACGUGAAGACUACGACACCUGCCGCCCACAGUCCUACGACCAGAUGCGUUGGGAAUGCGGCCACCCUUUCGCCCUGCACGCGCCCGAGAAGUUCUCAGAGAAGUUCCAGCGCUUCACGCCGUUCACUCUUGGAAAAGAGUUCAGACAGGGCGAGAGCUACUACUACAUCUCCAAACCACUGCACCACCACGGAGAGGAUUGUUUGAGACUCCGAGUGGACGUAGUCGCCAGUGAUGGUUCUCAAGAAGCCAGGGUUGGCACAGGAGGCGGAGCCAAAGUGACCACAGGGGGAGGAGCUCACACACCUUCUAAUAGGUUACCAGCAGAUGACCCAGUUGUGUCUCUUCCUGAAGUACAGAAAAGCAUGCGGACAAACUCCGCCAUUUCAAUAGCAUCCUGGACUGUUCUCACAACCUUGCUCCCUAUUUUAUUAUUGCUGGUCUUACAGUGAGACGGACAUUGGACUAAUUUACACUUACAAAAGACUAUAAUGACGGCGGCCUGUGUUGAUGGAAGCACACAGGGGUAGCUCUUUACAUCCCAGUGCUGGCCAUUGGGAGACACAUACAGGAAGUGGAGCUCUCUCACACCGCUGGUGCCGGUGGAGAAGCGUAACUGGAAUGAAGAGGGCUUUGAACUUUCGGACACUUCUAAAGACAAAACGAGACGUCAGUAUUUUUCUGGAAAUAUUGUUCAUGCAAAGGGAUUUUUUUCCCUUUUCCAUUGUUUUUCUCAUAUAAACGCCGGACUACACAAAAACUGGAUAAGAACAUACUGAAACUUUAAUGCAGAAUUUGAAUUGAGUUUCGUAAUGAGGGGACGCAAGCCACGAUUGAGCCAAAGACACAGAGCUUCUCUCGGAGGAGCAGAACGAUCAAACCUUUCAUUGUUUUCUCAUGUUUUGUUGAUCCAGAGAAAUAAUUGAGUUUCGUAUUAAUUUAUGUAGCAUCAGCUCAGUGGGUUUCAUUCUCACUUUUUUCUCAUGAUUUUACAAGACCGUGUGCUGUACCUGGAUGUAAACCUGGAAAUACAGCACAGAACACACACAAACUCCUUUUCCAUUGAAAUGGUGCUGGUUUCUUUGAUAGGACAUCCUCAUAGAGGCUGUCAGAUUGGGUGCCAGCACCCUGUCAGAGGACGGAGGCAUCCGAUACUGUUUACCAAACCCACUGACACACUUCCAUUCACAAAUGCUGUGUUGUUUUUGUACAUUCAUUGUUUAAAGAGUUAGUAAAUUAUUAGGUGUGCUGCAGAGCAAAUUACUGUAUAUAGUGAGCAAACAUGUUUACUGUGUGACAGAGAGAAAGAGAGAGAGAGGAAAUGAGAUGUGAGAGAGGAGAGACUCCAUGGAUUAAUGUGUAUGUAGAUGUGUAGAUGAAAGACAGGAGGAAAAGCUGGCGAAAAAGGAAAUGUUGAUUUGCCCAGAAACACAUACUGCCUCACUCUAAAAAAUGCUGGAUUAAAAACAAACCAACUUGGGUUAUUUAGCAACCCAGCACUGGGUAAAUAUUGGACAAAACACAUGCGGGGUGAUUUUGAUCCAGCUGGUUGGGUUAAAUGUUUAUACCAAACAUGCUGGGUUAUUUUAUUGAAGUCAGCUAUUGUUUAAAAAUUAUUAUUUUGCUGGUUUAAAAUGGACUGGAACUUAUAAAAACACACAGAAUUACUAGAGGCAACAACAAUAAUCAAAAGAUGAACAUUUUUUAUUUUUUUUUUAGCAAGAACAUAUAGGCAAAAUACAAGACAAAGUGAAUUUAUUUGGGUGAAUACAGCAUAGUUUACGAAAUUACAUACAUUUAAACUCGCAAACAAGCAUUUUAGACAAAAAGUGUAACAUUUAAAAGUAGAAUUUUAAUUUUAGUGUAUUCAGCCGUUCACUGUAAUUGCUUUUAACCGAAAUAGCACUAAUUCUCAUGCUGGUGUGUCGUCGAAAUCUGAGCCGGUGAAGGGCUGCUGUUUGCCGGGUUAACUGCAAACUUCAGACCGCGGCCUCACGUUUCACUCGUAGCUGAAAGGUGCCCUUGCUGACUCCAAAAACUCCAUAAAUCCAUAAAUAAACAGUACUGACAUUAGAGAACAUAUUUUAAGAUUAAACUUAGUACAAUAAUUAAUAAAAUCCAUUUAUUUUAUGCAAGGCACAAGGUGUUUCCAUCCUGUGAAACAACCACUGCUGACACAGCUGACUGACAUCUCGUCCUUAUGUUGCUUUGCAUAGAAUAAUACAAUUUACAACGAAGUAAAGACUUUAUAAAUGAAAUAAAAUGUAUACAAACCUUUAUUUCACUGAAGAAGUGCAAAUCGGCAGCGCUGAGAACCGCUCUCUCAAAAAGCCAGUGCUCUGACUGUAACUCAGCAGCUGGGUUGUUUUGUCAGAGACAGGCUCAACCCAGCAGUUGGGUAGAAAAAAAAUGACCCAGCAACUUACAGAAAAACUACCCAGCACCUGGGUAAAAAUAUUAAAAAUAACCCAAUAAAAUGACCCGACGGGCUGAACCCAGCAUUUGGGUUAAAAAAUAACCCAGCUUUUUUAGAGUGUGUGUGUUAGUAGAGGCAAUGUGAUGGCCUGUCCCAGGACAGUGGGACAGAUCAGCACCCUCAGCAUUUAAGCUGCCAAGCACAAUCAAUGAGAAGCACACACACACUUGCACAUCACAAAUAGACUGGAAGCCAACAGAAGGGUUUUGACACCCAAGUAAAGUAAUUUAACUGAUUUGUUUCAGUAAUUGGACUAUACUAAAUAAUGCAAAAUAUUAAUGGCCAAAUGAUAUGGGUCAUGGAGGUAUAUAGGGUUGCCCAUGUCCAGUAAAAAACAAUAUAAAAUUAAAAAAAGACAAAAUACUGAUAAAAAUGAGACCUUUAAAAUCACUUAAACUGCAUCAUAUAUAUAUAUAUAUAUAUAUAUAUAUAUAUAUAUAUAUAUAUAUAUAUAUAUAUAUAUAUAGCAAAUGAUUUAUUUCUAAAACUUAUUUUAACUAAUAUUUAAUUAAAAAAGCCACAGUUAUUGACUGAUGAAUCUCAGAAUGGCUGAUUAUCGGCUGAUUAGUUGACCUGCCUGAUACAUUAUCCUAUUACUAAGUCUGAUAUUUGUGUUCUUAAUCUACAUAUACUAUAUACUACCAGGAACCGUUUGUGUGGGAAAACUGGAGCAGGUUUACAGUUUGAGAAGGACACACGUUUCUAACACUAAACCGCUAAAGCACUAUGAACAAAACACCACUGACUCUGACAUGAUGUAGCUGUUUAAGCUCAAUUCCGGGCAGUUGUUCGUACGACUGACGCAGCUGUAUACGACUAACGUUAGAUCACUCCCAUUCAUUUUUUGACUUCUAUUUUAUUUGCUUUUUCAUUCUCAUAUUCUUAUUUUGUACAUGUAUUGUGUAAAAUGUAUAUUAUGUAUAUAAAGAGGAUUAUAUAAAAAAGAGACCUUUGAUAAAAAACAAAAAACAAAACAGUUAAUGUGAAGAUUCUUAUGUGAAAAUAAAAGAUAUUUUUGGAAAAUGC